AUGGCGGGUAGCAGUCCAGUGGCCAAGAGGGUAGUGGUCUACCGGAAUGGGGACCCGUUCUCCCCAGGCCACCAGCUGGUGGUGACUCAACGCCGCUUCCCCACCAUGGAGGCCUUCCUCUGUGAGGUGACAUCAGCUGUGAAGGCCCCACUGGCUGUGCGUGCCCUGUACACGCCUUGUCAUGGCCACCCUGUCACCGACUUGGCAGAUCUGCAGAAUGGAGGACAGUAUGUGGCUGCUGGCUUUGAACGAUUCCACAAGCUCCACUAUUUACCCCCUGGAGGGAAGGAUCCAGGUGGGAAGAGCGACAGACUACAACGUCCUCCUGUGACUCGCCACCCAUGUGAUGGGGCCCUUGGACAUUGGCUGCCUGCAGGCACCCCCUGCUAUAUCCAUGUGUUCAGGAAUGGGGACCUGUUAAGUCCCCCCUUUGGUAUGAAGUUGCCACAGGCUGCCAGCCAGGACUGGGAAACUGUGUUGAAGCUCCUGACUGAGAAGGCCAAGCUGCAGAGUGGGCCUGUGUGCAAACUCUGCACCCUGGAGGGUCUCCCCCUGUCAGCAGCUGAGGCUCUGGUGAAUGGCCAUUACUAUGUGGCUGUUGGAGAGGAUGAGUUCAAGGCCCUCCCCUAUCUGGAGCUGCUAGUGCCUAGCCCCUCCCUGCCCAGGGGCUGCUGGCAUCCCCCAGGUCCGAAGUCUAGGCUGCACAGGCAGGGGGCCCAAGGCCACAGAGUACAGGCAUCCCACCCCUCUCCAAAGGAACCCAGCCAAAUUGAGCCAUCUGCUUUCUAUGCCAGACCCCAGCAGACCAUCCACCCAAGAAGCAAGCUCCCCACACUCUCAUUUCCAUCAGGAGGUAUGGGAGUAUAUGGGGCUCCCCACCCAAGGAGGGAGACUGCAGGGGCCCAAGAAGUAGCAGAUGAUGAAGACACCCAGACAGAGGAGCCCCUGGAUCAGAGGGCAGCAGAGAUAGCGGAAGAGGCUCUGUCCCUGGAAAACCGGCCUGGAGUGGGGACUGCUAUCCCAGCCUCAGCCCCUGCUCUGACAUCUUGA
This is a messenger RNA of Cynocephalus volans (Philippine flying lemur), 1050 nucleotides long. It is a transcript of the gene DCDC2B, whose product is annotated as doublecortin domain containing 2B. Gene Ontology annotation, biological process: intracellular signal transduction. NCBI's taxonomy places the organism in Eukaryota, Metazoa, Chordata, Mammalia, Dermoptera, Cynocephalidae. The coding region runs from base 1 to 1050 and encodes 349 amino acids. Gene Ontology annotation, cellular component: microtubule; microtubule organizing center. The record is from RefSeq and is a predicted model, not a curated record. The transcript has 9 exons.